CUAGCAAUACUGAUUCAAUAGGAACAGAUUUAGAACCGCAACCAGCCUCCAGGAUGCCUGAUUCCGACGAUUCUGAUGUAGUUAUGCUACGUCCUAGAAAUCAGAACUCGAGCUCACAGAAUCAGGAAAAUAUCCGUCCGACUGGGACAGAGCCCGGGAAGCACAAGAAAACACAUUCGCAGAGGCUCAAUGGGCGAAACGGGAAACGUAACGUUCUGAGCGAUAAGAUCACAGAUGGACCCAGUAACACUCCAGUAGAGCAUAUCUCCACUGCGGGAAACACUGGACCAGAGGAUCUAACAAGCCAGCCUCGAUCUUCUUACAAGGUCGCACCUCCUGAAGUGCAGGAGGAACUCAAGAAGCUUCAAGAAGAAGCCUUGGCCAAGGCCAUUGAGCGGCGCUUUGAAGUAGUUCUGAACUCGAACCCCGAAACUCUCAAUGUGGUCAGGGAAGGCCCUGGAACGGAUCCUGAGAGCGAAGAGUUUCUUAAAAUCGCAGCUUUCAGGACUAUCAAUGUUCCUGGAAACAGACCAGAGUCGUCUAACGUCUUAUCUAGGAGAUUCCGCUUUCCCCAGGACGUCUCGGAGGGCGAACGGAAAAAGCUGCAAUGGAGCUUCUACUCUCGAGAUACUCCUGCGUAUCCUACAUUCGACAAAGGUGGCAAGUUUAUGAUCUCCACACAGCCAACUGCUGAAUCUGAAGAGAGGUCAGCUUUGCUUGCCUCCUAUGACGAUGGAUCAUCAGUCGGUUUAAAGCAGCCUCCGCAGCCUCCCCGGGAUUUUCCAGAUGAGAUCUGGGACGGUAUACCAGCAGACUGGCUAUUUCGCCCAAGUUACUCUGAGACGAAUACGAACUUAGAAAGAUACAGACAGUGGUUUUGGCGCUGGCUAGAUUCCACAGUGGUACUCGCCUACCCUGUCGAUAUCUAUCAUGAAGCUUUCUUCGAUGGAACAGCCCACACGGAUGGGGAGCGAGGGUUAUUCAUACCAGACAUCGAGAGCCACGAUACCAAGAUAGACAUGACGGACGAGGAGACACGCCUUCACUAUAAUGAAACCGGCGCGGGGUACAUCAUCAACUACAGGCUGCAUCUGCUAAAGGAAGCAGAGGAAAAAGGAGCGCGGGUACGGAGAGAGCGCGGGGUGUAUCUCGAAAGUUGUCUGAACCACGAGGAGCCAAAUCCAUAUGUGCCAAAGGCAAACAUAUAUCUACGCCCAGCUGAGAACAGGGAUGUUCCCGGGCUCCUGGAGCUGUGCAACUGGUAUAUCCACAACACGGCUCUGUGCGCUGACCUUGAGACCCUUACCCGUGCUGAAAUGAUCCAGCGAAUCGCCGACAGCAAACAGGAGAAACUGCCGUUCAUUGUGGCCGUUGAACGAAACAACAGACAUGCCCUUGAUCACCUGGAACGAGUCUUGGGAUACGCACUCGCAACGGACUAUAUGGGGCAGACUACAGCAGGACGACAUACGGUCGAACUAGAGGUCUUCGUCAGCCACGGAAGCAAACGACUCGGGGUCGCCCGCUGUCUUAUGGAUAAACUUCUUCAAGUGUGUGACCCGACUUACGUGCCCCAUUUGGGGUACUUCUUCGAUUCGGACUUAGAUGACCGCCCUGGAUACGAGUGCGGCGGACGCAGGAUGCUUGCACGUCUGAUAUUCACAUACUGCUUCUCAGAGGACGAUAAAUCAGAGUACGAACGGGUUAAAGAAUGGCUAAAGGGAGAGUACAGUUUCUAUGAGCAGGGUUUACUCAGGGGGGUCUGCGUGAAGUUCGGCAAGUUGUAAGUUGAAUUUCCCAAAACUGACCUGUACCCGUUAUUUAACAACCGUGCUAGGCAUAAUGUCAGUUAUCUUGUCCGCAACGUCGCGAAUUUUACACCAUGAGAGCAUACGAUCCAGUGUCUGUCCAGUACGUUGCAACUGGUUAUUCUUAAGUUGAUGUACUAUGAUCCAUAGUGGUCACAGUACUUGCUCUUUUGUCGACCCAAAAAAAAGAGAUGAAAAAUAACGAUCUGAUCCCCUAUGAAAAGAAGCAAUGAC
Molecule: messenger RNA, 2042 nt
Organism: Paecilomyces variotii
Lineage: Eukaryota; Fungi; Ascomycota; Eurotiomycetes; Eurotiales; Thermoascaceae
Exons: 1
Coding region: 54-1787 (577 amino acids)
Source: RefSeq, a predicted model, not a curated record